GCGGGCGGCUGGCCGCGGGCUCCCGCCCCGUCGGUUGGGCAGCGCGUCCGUCGGUCCGCGAGACGCCGCCGGCGUCGCCCUGGCCAUGGCGCUCUGGCUGCCGCUGCUGUCGCUGCUGGGGCUGAUCCCGGGCGCGGCGCCCGCCCCCGCCAAGCUCCGAGACGCCGGCGCUCAGGGCUGGGGGCCGCCGCCCCCGGCGCUGCUGGGGCCCGCGCGCUUCGCCCUGGAGAUGUACAACCGCGGCCGGGCUGCGGGGACGCGGGCGGUGCUGGGGGCCGUGCGCGGCCGCGUCCGCCGGGCGGGCCGGGGGAAGCUGUACUCCCUGGAGGCGACCCUGGAGGAGCCACCCUGCAACGACCCCAUGGUGUGCCAGCUCCCUGUGUCCAGGAAAACCCUGCUCUGCAGCUUUGAAAUCCUGGAUGAGCUAGGAAAACACAUGCUGCUGAGGAGGGACUGUGGCCCAGUGGAUACCAAGGUUACAGGUGCUGGGAUACCCAAGGAUGCUGGGAUAGCCUGGUCAGACUUUACUCAGAGUUCCGUCUUAACUCCUUCUCUGUCCCACCUCUAUCCAGAAGACAGAAACGAGACUUCAGUCCUUCCGCUGUUGAGCAAGGACCCCCUGCCCCACGACUUUUCUGUGAAGAUGGCUUCAGUCUUCAAGAACUUUCUCGUCACCUAUAACCGGACAUAUGCGACUAAGGAAGAAGCCCGGUGGCGCCUGUCCGUCUUUAUCAGUAACAUGAUGCGAGCACAGAAGAUCCAGGCUCUGGACCAAGGCACAGCUCUCUAUGGGGUCACCAAGUUCAGUGAUCUCACAGAGGAGGAGUUCCGCACCAUCUACCUGAACCCCUACCUAAGAGAAGAUACUGGCAAGAAAAUGCGCCAAGCCAGGCCUGUGGAUAACCCUGCCCCACCUGAAUGGGACUGGAGGAAUAAGGGGGCUGUCACCAGUGUCAAGAACCAGGGCAUGUGUGGUUCCUGCUGGGCCUUCUCAGUCAUAGGCAAUGUGGAGGGCCAGUGGUACCUGAACCGGGGGAACCUGCUGUCCCUCUCUGAGCAGGAACUCUUGGACUGUGACAAGAUGGACAAAGCCUGCAUGGGUGGCUUGCCUUCCAACGCCUACUCGGCCAUAAAGAAUUUGGGAGGGCUGGAGACAGAGGAUGACUACAGCUACCGGGGCUACAUGCAGGCCUGCAACUUCUCGGCAGACAAGGCCAAGGUCUACAUCAAUGACUCAGUGGAGCUGAGCCAGAAUGAGCAGAAGCUGGCGGCCUGGCUGGCCAAGAAAGGCCCGAUCUCCGUCGCCAUCAAUGCCUUUGGCAUGCAGUUCUACCGCCACGGGAUCUCCCGCCCACUCCGGCCUCUCUGCAGCCCUUGGCUCAUCGACCAUGCCGUGCUGAUUGUGGGCUACGGCAACCGCUCUGACAUUCCCUUCUGGGCCAUCAAGAACAGCUGGGGCACCGACUGGGGCGAGGAGGGUUACUACUAUUUGCAUCGUGGGUCCGGGGCCUGUGGUGUGAACACUAUGGCCAGCUCAGCAGUGGUGGACUGAGGAGCCCACUGGCUUGGGACCUGGUGCUGACCAGAGCAGCCCCUUCCCCAGCCUGCCCUGCGUGUCCAGGCCUCUCCCUAGGAGGUACAGCUGGCUGAGGGACAGGCACUGGAUCACUCGGGGUGAGCACCCGGCUUGCACAGCCCCUACUUCCCUCCACCCCACUCCCACCCUGAAGUCCCCAGCUGCACCUUUGUUGAAUUGUGGUAGUAGUACCUAGGACGAUCUUGGGUUGGAGGAUGAUUUCUUGGCUGCUGAAGCUGCGGCAAGAACUUGGCCCAAGUAAUGAGCAGAAAGAAAAUAUUCUGAUCUUCAACCCAGCUCUGUCCUCAGCAGGCUCUGGCUUCCGCCCCAGCUUUCCUCUCUUUGAUGCUAGACAUUUUCUGGUCCCCCUGGAUAUGGGGACGGUGUCCCCUUCCACACCCAGGAAACUUGUAACUGCCCUUUCUAACAGCAAUAAAGAGGUGUUCUGGUCCCCA
Molecule: messenger RNA, 2031 nt
Organism: Microcebus murinus (gray mouse lemur)
Lineage: Eukaryota; Metazoa; Chordata; Mammalia; Primates; Cheirogaleidae
Gene: CTSF
Product: cathepsin F
Biological process (GO): proteolysis
Molecular function (GO): cysteine-type peptidase activity
Source: RefSeq, a predicted model, not a curated record